Messenger RNA from Oncorhynchus nerka (sockeye salmon), 3099 nucleotides. RefSeq names its product acidic fibroblast growth factor intracellular-binding protein B-like. Gene Ontology annotation, cellular component: nucleus. Gene Ontology annotation, molecular function: fibroblast growth factor binding. The record is from RefSeq and is a predicted model, not a curated record. Lineage: Eukaryota; Metazoa; Chordata; Actinopteri; Salmoniformes; Salmonidae. The transcript has 11 exons. The coding region runs from base 1581 to 2654 and encodes 357 amino acids. Gene Ontology annotation, biological process: platelet aggregation.
ACAGAAAGAUAAACGCGCAGUCAUAUUUGGACAGAGGAAACAAUGCCCAUACAGAUUUGUGGAACAAACCAGCAUAUUAGUCGGGUCCAGCGGAGAAACCCUGGGAGGACCCGGCUCCUUGGAGUGGCCCUUCCUCUGAGGCUGUACUCGGUCAAGAUAAGAAGAUUUCACCAGUGGUACCCAACCCACUAGCGGCACCUUUUUUCGGUUAUCAGGAAGUGCAUCCUGCAUUACUUAGCUCACUUUGCAACCUUAUUGCCCUGUGGUCUCCGCUCGAGGUCGCACCUGGUUUGGCAUGUCCAGGUUUUUGAUUUGUUUUCCCUGUACUCUUUCCCAUUGUUGGGUGUUGGUGUCCUGUCUACAGGCCCCUUCAUUUCUAGGUUUCUUGCCCGCUAUAUAUACAUUCUUUAUUGCUUGCAGAGCCAAUCCUUAUCCCUGGGUUACGGAUCUGACUUGCCUAUUUCCUUAUAGGUUUCUUGCCCGCUAUAUGUCUAUUUUUACUGCUGGCACGGCCCCAUGGUUUGGGACUUAAACUUGUCUUAGUACUCAUCCCCAUUAAUGGGUGUUGGGGGCCGGGCUGAGGGCCCCUUUGUUUAUAGGUUUCUUGCCCGCUAUAUACUUGUUUUUUUUGCUGGCACAGCCCCAUAGCUUGGGCCUUAAACUUGUCUUUGGACUCAUUCACCAUUAUUAGGUGUUGGGGAAUUUGUCUAUGUACUCAUCACCACAAUUGGGUGUUGGGGUCAUAUCCAAAGGCCCCUUUGUUUGUAAAUUUCUUGCCCGCUAUAUAUACAUAUUAGUAGCUAUAUUAUGUUGUGGCCCUCCGUUAAGAAAUAUAUCCGUACUCAGAGAGUGUUUAGUUUAGGCAAAUAUAAUGGAACAACUAUAAAUAUUGGCAUAGACCGCCUUCUUAGCCCACUACAUUUUCUCCCAUGCAGCAGACACUCCCACCUUGUACUGUUAACACAGGAACGUUGCUGAUUUCAGCACCAUGGACAGCCCCAGCAUUUAGCUAAUUUCAAAACCAUGGAACGUUCCAUAAAUUUGUCCAUUUCAGGGCAAUGGGCAGUGCCCGUCAUAUUGCGUGCGAUAGAGACUUCCCUUCAAAUAACUCGUCCAGUCAUAUUUUGCUAGAAAACGGUACAAACCCACCGCCGGAAAAAAAUAUUUCUCCACAGCAGUAGAUGGCAGUAAAGUGCCUUGUAUCCAAUGUGCUAUUCUCUAGAGAUAUCCAGCAAAGAGAAACAAAGUUGCGCUUUCUGUUGUGGAUUUUGAGAGGAGCCACAAUUUACUUGUCAGCGACACCAUCUGUCGUUUCGCUUUUAAUUUACAAUAAGGAUAGCGUUUUUAAGCAGUGUUUACUGUUCUUUUGAAUGCAGGUCUAUGCAAAUUCGAUACGCUGUUUUUACUCCAAUUCUUUGCAGAACCCAACGUUUUAACUGCGCAAUAAAUAAUACGCGUUUGCAGAUGCUGUUUACCCAAACGGUGCCUGGUGCAAUAUAUUUGCUGGCUACGGUUUCCCCUCGACUUGACAGAUACAUAACACUAGUUAAAGUCUUUUUGGUUCCUCAUUAGCCUACAAGAUGUCUAUGGAACUGGAUGUGUUUGUGGGGAACACAACUAUCAUGGAUAUGGAAGUCUAUCAGCUUUGGUUGGACGGUCUCACCGUGAGUGAUGCAGUAAAGGUGCGGAUGGAUGAGGGGGCAUUAUUGGAGUGUGAGGCGAAUCCAGAGGUGCUGACCAGCGAUACCAUGGACCAGUUUAGAACCUUCCAGAUGUGUGAGCGUCUUUUACACUCCCCCACCAAAUUGGGCAGUCAGCUGCUGUAUCAGAUCCCGGCCCAGAACCAGAUAAUUCUCAUUGAAAGGUACUAUGAAUUUGACAGUGUGUUUGCCAGAGAGGUGCUGGGGAAAAAGCUCUCCAAAGGGACCAAAAAGGACUUGGAUGACAUCAGCUGUAAAACAGGGAUCACACUGAAGAGCUGCAGGAGACAGUUUGACAAUUUCAAGCGGGUGUUCAAAGUGGUGGAGGAGCUCAAGGGCCCACUAGUGGAGAACAUACAGCGUCACUUCUUGCUCUCCGACACACUGGCAAGGGACUAUGCUGCCAUUGUGUUUUUUGCAAACAGCCGCUUUGAGACAGGAAAGAGGAAGCUACAGUACCUCUCAUUCCAAGACUUUGCCUUCUGUGCAGGCCAGCUCAUCAGUUACUGGACAAUAGGAGCAAUGGAUAGCAUGAUGGAGGAUAUGGAUGUUGACCUGGAGAAAGAGUUUCUGAAUGAACUGAAAGAUCUCAAGGUUUUGGUUAACGACAAAGACAUGAUGGACCAACAUAAAAUCCUGGUGUGUGCUGCUCUGCGGGGAAAGAUCAAAGUCUACAAGUUGAUGGAGGUUAACUUCAAAAAUCUUUCUAGAGCCCUGAUAAACCUUGCAUCUAAACUUACACAUACCAAAGAUGUCAGAGAUUUAUUCAUCGACCUUGUGGAGAAGUUCAUAGAGCCAUGUCGAUAUGAUAGAUGGACAGUGGCAGAGAUCACACUCUUCCUCACUCACUACACCAAUGCCGCUCACUGUCUUGGCACGUUCAGGCACCAGAUGAUUUGGGACAGAUACAUGGGCGUCAUCAAAAGCUGUAUCCUCCAAAUGUACCAUGAAUAGGUAGAUCCCUGGUCUGGACCUCCUCUCCUGAUUGAGCUGUAUCACAGGAGGCUGCUGAGGGGAGGAUGGCUCAUAAAAAUGGCUGGAAUGGUGUGAAUGGAAUGGUAUCAACACGUGGAAACCAUUUAUUUGAUGUUUUCAAUACCAAUCCAUUUAUUCCGUUCCAGCCAUUACUAAUAGCCUAUCCUCCCCAAUUAAGGUUCCACCGGCCGCCUGUGAUCUGUAUUGAUCUUACUGUGAAUCUGUCUUCCCUCUGGCAUUUUUUCGUAACUACCUCAGCCCAGUGCAGUCCACUUCUCCACCUCUCCCUGAUCAAAGUGAACUAUCUGUCUCCAUCUCCUUCUAUCUCUUCAGUCAGUCCCCCUGUAAAUAUACUGAAUGAACUGAAUACUUUUCUGAUAUGUAAAUUGUGACUUAAAUGAAGUAAACAUAUUUGUUUUAGAAA